UUCUUAGCCAAAGAAAUACACAGUGCUGGCUAAUUGAUAAGGAAACCCUGAUACACAGAAAUUGAUAGCAUACUUUUAGGCAACUGAAAAUAGUUUCUUGCUAACAACAGUCAAGUGUGGUGAUAAAGAUCUCUAACAACGAAAAGGAAGUUCCAUUGCCUCUACGAGAAAGCUAUAAAAGAGUGGAUACAAUAACCGAGCAAAUGUCAGUAGUUCUCUCAAAAUUAAAGCCGAAACACCAACGUAUACUUAUUAAUUCAACAUUUCAUUGCAAAUGUAUUGUUCCUUUACUUUUCAAAAUGAUAAAAGUUGAAAAUAAUAAAAAUCCGAUAACAGAAUUCUCCUUUGUAUUGUGCUGCUAUGUUAUGUAAUGGAACACAUUUCGAGUAAAAAAUUGAAAAUUUUUGCACGUAAGGAACAGACCCAAAAUGUUGGCAAAUAAUUCUAAGCCCCCAAUCAAACACAAUCCUCCCAUUUACUACAUUCACUUCGAGGAUUAUCUGAGACCGAAAAACGUAGAGAAAAACCAAAAACCAUUGCUGCUGCCCGAAAAACCAGAAUUACGUUUAAAACUUUUGGAACAUCCGGUAUUGGUGGCAGGACGUAAAUCUAAAUGGCAAAUUUUCAAAGACAAAUUUAAAAAAUUCCAACAAAGAUUUGCAAAACCGAAACCACAAACAUUUUUAAGGACACCUGAGAGGCAUGGCAGCCCUACGACAAGUCAGGGCGAAGAAGACCUUGGCAAGGUUAAACAUGUCAUUGCAAAAUGUCGUCAAAAGGUAGCAUUACGUAAACGACGUUGGGGUUCGAUAAAGUUGCCGCAAUUUCUAUCGUUCUUAAGGGCCCGAAAUGAUGAUGGUCUGUGCAAACGGAAAUCCGGCUUUGAAAUAUAUUGUGAAAUGGCCAGCAUUCAUGGUUUCAUUAAUUUUGUUGGUUCCACAACGGGUCAGAGGGCAUUUUGGUGUUUUGUCAUAUUUGUGGCCAUAUCCAUGUCGGGAUUCAUUUUACUGCUGUCGCAUUUAAUGAACACCAGUACACCAACAAUUUUGUAUACAGAAAGUACACAAUUUCCAACCUGGAUUAUACCAUUUCCCGCCGUGACCAUAUGUAACAUGAAUUUGAUGUCUAAGACCAAAACCAAUGCCUUGGCAGAGAGAUUUAAACGCAAUACAAAUCUCACGAAAACAGAAAUAAUUCAUUUAUUUCGCCUGUUCUUAUAUACCGCACAGACGAUUAAGGCAAGUAAUGAAGAAUACCAAAAACUGGAUGUAUUACUGCGAGGGCAAAACAUGACAUUAUACGAAUUGGGAGAGAGAUUGGCCCCAAAUUGUGAAACAUUAUUGCUGCGUUGUAAAUGGAAGGGACGCCAUGAACGCUGUAGCAACAUAUUCCGGAAAGUCCCCACUUCAACUGGCAUCUGUUGUGCUUUCAACUCACAUUUAGACAAAAUUCAAAAUGAUAAAAGAACAAAUUUAGAAAAUAAUGACGACUUAGAAUAUACUACCAGUUGUGGCGCCCAAACAGGAUUGACAGUGCUAAUAAAUCCCGAAUUGGAAGACUAUCAUUUGACGCAAAGAAAAAUGGCCGGCGUUAAAGUAUUCAUUAGAGAUGCUUAUGAUUAUACAAACACUAACGGUUUGGAGAGCAUCAUUUCACCGGAUACCAUAAAAUUUAUUCGCAUUAUGCCGCAACAAACGCACUCAACCGACUACUUGGCAAGCCUAAAUUUACGUUCACGACGUUGCUAUUUAGCCAACGAGAGAAAGUUAUUUCAUUUCCGUUCAUAUUCUCAAGUGAAUUGUUUGAUGGAAUGUCGCUCGAUGAAGUUGCACGAAACGUGUAACUGUACUUUACCGUAUUGGCCACGAAAGGAAAACUGGGCCUAUUGUGGCCUAAAGGAAAGGGAGUGUGUUUUCCAAUACAAAGGCCUCGUCACCUCGGUGUUGCAACCUAAAGCUGCUGAACAAAAGAACAACAAUUAUGCUGAAACAUUUAUUUGUGAUUGUUAUCCUCUGUGUGAUUUUAAUAUGUAUGCCACCUUUGAGGAUUCUGGGAUUUUGGAUCGUAAAUAUUCUUUAACGGAUUUGAGAUUUUUCAAGGACAUCAACAUUACCAAUCACAUUGUCCUUCAUGCAUUUUAUGCGCACCUCUAUGCAGAACGUCUGCGUUUGGAUGUCUAUGAGAAUUGGUUAACAUUUAUUGGAACAUUUGGCGGUAUAACUGGUCUCCAUAUGGGCUAUAGUUUUGUUUCGGGUUUCGAAAUGAUAUUUUUCGUUUUCGUACGUCCAGCCUGCAACUGGUUGACGAAGAAACAAAUUCGCUAUCGCAUAAAACGGCGAAAAAGGAAGGCACAAUUAGAGGCCGAGAAGAAGCGUAAAGCCGACGAGGAGAGGGAACGGCAAGAACGAAUUGAGGCAUUUUUACGAAUGAGGCCAUAUUGUCAGUAUUGAAUGAAA
Messenger RNA from Musca domestica (house fly), 2456 nucleotides. RefSeq names its product pickpocket protein 11. The transcript has 5 exons. Gene Ontology annotation, cellular component: membrane. The record is from RefSeq and is a predicted model, not a curated record. The coding region runs from base 429 to 2450 and encodes 673 amino acids. Lineage: Eukaryota; Metazoa; Arthropoda; Insecta; Diptera; Muscidae. Gene Ontology annotation, biological process: sodium ion transmembrane transport. Gene Ontology annotation, molecular function: ligand-gated sodium channel activity.